AACCAACAAAACAAAACCUUUAAACAGGAUUACAUACACCUGAAACAACAUAAAAAUGAAACCUACUGAACAAAAAACUCCGAAGCUUGUUGAGACAUCACCAAACAUAUCGACAGAUUCAUCAGCAUCCGAGAAAGGAGAAGCAACAAGUCAACAACAAUCCAACAAUGGCUAUGCACUCACAGUUGACGAGGUGAUCGAGCAACACAUCGGAGUACUAGGGUUUGCUCAGAUCGUGCAUGCUCUUUUGGUCUCUAUUGCUUGGACCUUCGAUGCUCAGUCCACUCUUAUAUCCAUUUUCUCCGACGCUAAGCCCGCUGCGAGGCUUCUCACAACGGGAGCCAUCGUGGAAGGCUCGAUGUUGUGUGGACUGUCCACCGGAGAGUGGGAAUGGGUUGGAGGAAAGAGCGACACUAUUAUUUCAGAGUGGAAUCUUAUAUGCGAACAUAAGUUUCUUGUUGCUCUACCAUCCACUCUAUUCUUCAUCGGAUCUCUUUUCGGUUCUGGAGCUUAUGGAUAUCUUGCUGAUUCCUGGUUCGGUCGGAAAAAGACACUUCUUAUCUCUUGUCUAUUAACGUUUGUCACAGCUUUAGCGAUCUCUUUUUCUCCAAACAUAUGGGUUUACGCGUUCUUGCGUUUUGCCAACGGAUUCUUUAAAUCAGGAAUCGGUUCUUGUUGUAUCGUGCUUGCUACAGAGGUCGUCGGUAAAAAAUGGCGUGGGCAAGUAGGGCAAUUCGGUUUCUUCUUCUUCACGUUAGGGUUUCUAUCUCUACCACUCAUGGGUUACUUGGAGAGAAAGUCAUGGAGAAACCUUUACCGAAUCACAUCCCUUCUUCCUCUUGGAUACGCUGUUUUUCUCUUGCCAUUUGCCUAUGAGUCCCCUCGAUGGCUUCUUGUUAAAGGACGUAACAAAGAAGCCAUGCUGGUCUUGAAGAAACUCGCGAGGCGCAAUGGUAAACAACUUCCAGCUGACCUAAGCCUAGUCGAUCCGAUACAAGGACGAGAUGAUAGAGCUUCGUCGUCAUCAGAGAAAUUUUGGAGAACUAAGUGGGCAGUGAAGAGGAUUGUAAUGGUGAUGAUGGCUGGAUUUGGCACUGGUUUUGUUUACUACGGUAUUCAACUAAACGUUGAGAAUCUCAACUUCAAUCUCUACUUAACUGUUGCGGUCAAUGCUUUGAUGGAGUUUCCAGCGGUUUUCGUCGGAAGCUUCCUCUUAGGGGUCAUGAACCGUCGUCCAUUGUUCUCAAUCUCAUCAUACCUAGCUGGAACCGCGUGCUUACUCUGCGCGGUUCUCUCGCUCCAUCGUGUUGUACUACCUGCUACCAAAUGGCUGCAGCUAGCUGUUGAGGCAGUUGGGUUCAUGGCGUCCUCAACGGCCUACGAUGUCCUAUAUGUCUAUGGCGUCGAGCUGUUCCCAACAAACGUGAGGAACUUUGCAGUUUCGCUGUUGUGUCAAGCGUUCAUGCUGGGAGCAUCUGCAGCACCGUUGCUAGUUGCAUUGGGACGAGAAAACGCUAUGAUGUCUUUCAUUGUUAUUGGCGCCGCGUCAAUGUUGAGCGGUGUGGUGAGUCUCUGGCUAAAAGAAACUAGAAACGCUCCACUUUAUGAAACACUAACGCAGCAGGGGAAGGCUGAAGAGAUGGAGAACAAAACGGAAUGUUCUUGAUCACUAGUGAUGUUCCUUUACAAUAUUUGUCCAAUAAUUGGAAAAAAAAAUGUAACAUAUUUCAGUUUUUUCCAUCAAGAUGUAUGAAACGUUGACUGAUAAUGUAAAUAAUCAGAACCAAGAAUCCGACAGACUAUGUUUUAAGGA
Brassica oleracea var. oleracea is the source of this 1813-nucleotide messenger RNA. Its product is annotated as organic cation/carnitine transporter 1-like. Gene Ontology annotation, biological process: transmembrane transport. Gene Ontology annotation, molecular function: transmembrane transporter activity. The record is from RefSeq and is a predicted model, not a curated record. Gene Ontology annotation, cellular component: membrane. NCBI's taxonomy places the organism in Eukaryota, Viridiplantae, Streptophyta, Magnoliopsida, Brassicales, Brassicaceae. The coding region runs from base 56 to 1666 and encodes 536 amino acids. The transcript is spliced from 2 exons.